GUGAGUGAUAAAAUUCCAUCAAAAUAUUUUAGGGUUCGAAUUACUCAUGACAAUAUAUGAAGAAGAGAUGAAGGCGGUGGUUUGUGUUGGAUUAAGAUUUGGUGCGUAGCAUUCGUGAAAAGAAAAGGAAAGAGAUUCGAUACGUGCAUGUCACCAAAUCGAAAAUACAUAUGUCAACUUAAUUUUCUAUUAAUUUCCCAAUCUAAUCUAGAAUAACAGAAAUAUGAACUCGCUUAUAUUCGACGCUUGAAGCCGGUCUUCAAUUUCUCUUGGCCGUCUAAUUGUUUGAUGAAAUGGGUUUUCGAUUCUUAAAAACUCUGCACCCUGCUUCCAAAUCAUGCAUCUCGAGACUCAAAUCAUCUCAGCUUUGCAACUCCGAGAUUUUCAGAAACUCUUGUGCUGCUGCGAAUUCUGAAUUUUAUGAUCGCUCAACCUUUUAUUCUGAAAACCCAAAUCUCAAGAUUUUCCGGCGCUGGCAUGGAGGCCACUCACACCACCACCACGAUCGCCGGGAUUCUCAUUCCGGAAAAGAGGGCGAGAAAAUUUUCCGGCUAGGCCUCGCGGCGGACAUCGGAUUGGCAGCCGGAAAAGCCUUCACGGGAUAUGUAUCCGGCAGCACCGCGAUUAUUGCUGAUGCUGCUCAUUCCAUUUCUGAUGUGGUAUUGAGUGGGGUGGCAUUGUUUUCUUUUAGAGCUGGAAGGGCGCCCAAGGAUAAAGAACAUCCAUAUGGGCAUGGAAAGUUUGAGACGUUAGGAGCCCUUGGAAUUUCAAGUGUGCUCUUGUUAACUGCUGGAGGCAUUGCUUGGCAUGCUAUAGAUGUGCUGGCGGUUGUAUGGUCGGCUGCUCCAGAGAUAAUUAACCAGUCCUUGGCUCAUAACCAUGCUCAUGGUCACCAGCUUGGUGGACAUCAGCAUGGAAUCGACAUGGAGCACCCGAUUCUGGCUUUGAAUAUGACUAUAGUCUCCAUAGGUGUAAAAGAAGGGCUGUACUGGGUUACUAAGAAAGCAGGCGAAAAGACUGGCAGUGGACUCAUGAAAGCUAAUGCUUGGCAUCAUCGUGCAGAUGCUAUCUCAUCAGUAGUUGCCCUCAUUGGGGUUGGUGGAUCUAUUCUUGGGGUGAGGUUUCUUGAUCCUCUUGCUGGACUUCUUGUUUCUGUGAUGAUUUUUAAAGCAGGACUUGAAAGUGGUUACCAAAGUGUUAUGGAAUUGGUGGAUGCUGCUAUUCCAUCACAACAGCUCGAACCUUAUAAACAAACAAUACUUGGGGUUGAGGGAGUCAAGGGUUAUAAUCACCUCAGAGGAAGGCGAGCUGGAUCAAAUCUGUACCUUGAUGUGGAUGUUGAGGUUGACCCUUUUUCUAGCGUUAGUGCUGCACAUGAUAUUGGUGAAAAUGUUCGCAGUCAGCUUCAGCUGUCCCAUCCGGAAGUGGCAGAAGUCUUUAUACAUAUAGAGCCAGCAACUUCACAGAUUAUGGAAAGUGGUAGUAACCAUCAAAGAAGCUGUAACAGCUCAGAUCAUCAUUGCAAUACUGCCCCACUAGAGCCCACAGAUGUUGAGGACACUGUCGGAGAAAUUUUAUCAUCGAACUUCUCAGAGAAAAUGAGUGUCCAACGCAUCACACGCCACUCGUUGCAAGGGCAGAUUCUUCUCCAAAUUGAGGUUUCCAUGCCCCCGGACACAUCAAUCAGGGACGCUGUGGAGGUUGCAAAAGAGGCGGAGAAGAAGAUCUUGGAGGUUGUGACGAGCAUCAGGCACGUCUCCAUUCAGCUGCAACUCGGCAGCCCAAUGCCCAACUUCCCACAAUGAGAUCAGAAACUUCCUGCUAGGCGGUCGCUGCUGAUUUUGUAGCGUUUUUAUUGCAUUAGUUUUUCUACUAGUAGUAAGAAAGAUUUGAGGCUGCUGAAUAAUGCAAAUCUGUUGUGGCUCUUUUUAUAUUUAUAUAUAUAAACUCUGCUGAAGAUAUAUAUAUAUAUUUAUAUAUAUAAUUCUGAAUGCUAUGCACCAGUUUUAAUCUCA
Messenger RNA from Salvia miltiorrhiza (redroot sage), 2015 nucleotides. RefSeq names its product metal tolerance protein C1. Gene Ontology annotation, cellular component: membrane. The coding region runs from base 294 to 1805 and encodes 503 amino acids. The transcript is spliced from 12 exons. The record is from RefSeq and is a predicted model, not a curated record. NCBI's taxonomy places the organism in Eukaryota, Viridiplantae, Streptophyta, Magnoliopsida, Lamiales, Lamiaceae. Gene Ontology annotation, molecular function: monoatomic cation transmembrane transporter activity. Gene Ontology annotation, biological process: monoatomic cation transport; transmembrane transport.